GUGAAAACAUCGAAAAAUAAAAAGUUCCUCUUUAAUUUUUCCAACUUUUGUUGUAAGCGAAAAACUUCGGAAGCGAAAUGAAAAUCAAGCAAGCUCAACGUCCUACCUCCGCUAACAAAAAAUCAUUCGUCUCCGGUGGGGUUUACAAUCCCAAUGCCAUGGACAAGCCUAUGAUUCAAGAGCCAUCGCAGUCCACUGACCCAGUUCCAGUGGCGGGCGCCAUAUCCGUGCCGGUGCCCAUGCCAUUUAUACUCAAGGAGGAGCCAAUGAAUGAAGUUGGCGAGGAAGAGGGAUCAAACCAGGAUCUCUCCAUGGACAUCAACGUAAAGAAAGGAAACGGGCGCAAGAUCCCCUUCAAGCUGAUCUUUCAGAAACGCAAGAAGCCCUCCGAACGUAAUCGGGACAAGAAGCUGCGUCGCAACCGUCAAUUGCGAAAGUCCUUGCUGCCGAAGAACGCCUUGAAGGCCCUCAACGAGAUAAAGGGCGUGACAAUCGGCGAUUUCACUAUCGACAAAAAUCCCGAUGGAGGAUUUACGGCAAUAGUCACGGUGAACUCUAAGCAAUAUGAGGGUAAGGGUCUGUCAAAGAUGACAGCUAAAAAUGAUGCCUGUGAAAAGGCUUGGCGCGACUUCAUCAUUGCGAAGCUCCAGCCUAGUAAUGUCGUAGGAGGCGAGGAGCCCAUGGAAACCAAUGAGAACGAUGAUCUGCCUAUGCUAAAUCUAGCUUCUUUUGCCAUUUACAAAUUGUUUGGCGAGUGGCAGCGCCAAGGCUUUGACGUUCCUGAGAUGGGUUCGUUGGCCAAUGCUGCUGCUAAAGCCGAAGGGGAAGCCGCACCGCCGAAGAAACCGCUGGGGCGCACCGAGUUACCUUCCGGCUGGGAAUCCAUGCACCCGGCCUCUAUACUUUCCCUUAUGCGUCCUGGUCUCAUUUAUGUGGAUCAAGGAGCCUCUGGGGAAAAGCCAAAUGUGCUGCAAAAUCUUGGAAUCACGGUGGAUAACCAAGAGUUCACCGCUUACGGGAAGAACAAGAAGAUUGCCCGUCGCAAUGUUGCCGUGAAAGUCUGCAACACUCUGUUCGGAACAAACUUCACCGAGAGUGACACUUCAUCUUAAGAAGUACACAAACGACACUUCCAUAUAAAAUAAUUAUAAUUAAAUAUCAUUAAAUACAAGGACCCGUCGCUGAAGUCCCUGUAACUCGAAGACGAUGAAAUCAAUUAAUAGAACUUCGAUUUCUUACACAAUUAUUGUACAAGUAAAUAUCAAUAGCUCUUGUAUACAAAUCAAAUUGAAAAACUAUUUUAAACAAAAUAAAUAUUUUUCUUAAACAAU
Molecule: messenger RNA, 1331 nt
Organism: Drosophila eugracilis
Lineage: Eukaryota; Metazoa; Arthropoda; Insecta; Diptera; Drosophilidae
Exons: 2
Coding region: 78-1112 (344 amino acids)
Source: RefSeq, a predicted model, not a curated record